AUGAAAAGGGGCGUGGACAAAGGCCGCCAGGGCCGCUCCCCCCGCGGCCCGGGCCCCGCGGAUAAACCCCUGCGGCCCUGGAAUCUGCAUAAUGCCACGCAGAAGCCCCACAGCGCCACCAGGCGGCCGGCUCCCGCACGACGGGUCUUCGCCCGCACGGCGAAUCCCAGCGGUGGAUUUAAACCACGUUGCCAUUGGCGACCGAGCAACGGACACUUGGAAGAACCUGUAAAGCGAAAAGAAAACGACGUGUUUUGCAAAACUAAAAAAAAAACUCGUUAUGGCGACUCCACCGACGAAUGCGGGACACGUGGGCGAGGUGGGGGACAGCAUGGCGGAGCAUACGGACGGCCCUUGGCAGUCACUGGGGACACUUUGCUGCCUUCUACGGAGGGAGCAAAGGAGACUGGGAUGCUGAGAUCCAGAAUAGAUGAACAGUCCAGUCUGAUUGUCAUGUUGAAACAGAGAGCAGACGAGGUGCUUCUUAGGAGUCAAGCCCUGCAAGCACUCAACGCAGACCUGGAGGGACGAGUGGCCGAACACCACAAAGAACUCGACGGUGAAAGAAAGAGAGGAGAGCUGUUGGAGAAGAGGUUUAUGGAUUUAGCUGCCAACAAUCAGGCAAUUAUUGCUUUCAUGAAUGACCACAAAGAGCAGAACUGCAAGUUGAAGAUGGAAAACAAACAGCUGCAGUUGGAAAAUGAAACUCUUUUCUCACAGAAAUUACAUGAUAAAGAACUGCUUGUUCAAAAACUGAAGCAAGAAAUCAAAAAGCUGACAGAGAAACAGACAAAUAAGGAAAAUGAAUAUCGGUUUUACGUCCCUGACCUUUGCCUCAGGUUUGAACGGGAAGCAGAAGCCGUCAAUGCAGAUGUUAAAGUGAAGUCGAUCCAGUCUGCACUGGAUACAUCGGCGUCAAAAUAUAGAAAGCUGGAAGAGGAUUUUGAAGCAUUCAAAGAUCACAGCACCAGCCUUCUUCUACAAGAAAGGGAGUUAAAUAAGAAGCUUCGCCACAUGAUGGUCUGAACGAUAUCAAUAUGAAAGAGCGUUUUCAUUAAAUAUUUCAUGUAUUUGCUCAUUUGAUGAAAAUAAUGAAAAACUGUGGCAAAAACAUUUAAAAAAAAAUCUAAAUUAACUUUUCAAAUGAUUAUCCAAUAAAUCCCUUCAUAC
Molecule: messenger RNA, 1170 nt
Organism: Pungitius pungitius (ninespine stickleback)
Lineage: Eukaryota; Metazoa; Chordata; Actinopteri; Perciformes; Gasterosteidae
Product: coiled-coil domain-containing protein 89
Exons: 5
Coding region: 1-1026 (341 amino acids)
Source: RefSeq, a predicted model, not a curated record